Messenger RNA from Pseudogymnoascus destructans, 1202 nucleotides. RefSeq lists its product as uncharacterized. Lineage: Eukaryota; Fungi; Ascomycota; Leotiomycetes; Thelebolales; Thelebolaceae. The coding region runs from base 207 to 1019 and encodes 270 amino acids. Gene Ontology annotation, biological process: spindle pole body duplication; protein import into nucleus. The record is from RefSeq and is a predicted model, not a curated record. The transcript has 3 exons. Gene Ontology annotation, cellular component: nuclear outer membrane; nuclear pore transmembrane ring.
GCAUUCCAGAUGGGUGACAACUGAUCAACGACAAUAAUGAUAAUCUAGACGAAGUACUAACCACGCAGGAAUUCGACUUGAACGCCCCGAGGAGACGCCCGACUAACCGAAUUGAAAGCAACAUAAAUCAACGGCCUCACCCCAAUGCAGUAGACUGGAAACUCGAGACGAAACACCCGUGCAAUAGAAACUCUUGAGGCGUCAUCAUGUCAGCCCCUGUCAUGAAGCUUUCAACUCCCUCGAAAGCCCCGUCAACACCAACUGCGCAAACAACACCAUCCACGCCCCAAACAGGAACAUGGCAACAUCCACGCUUCGCUGAAAUCGCGCGCCGCCAAAACGCCACGACCUUCUCCGACCGCAAUGUCCGCUCCGUGGUCUACAACGUCGGGAGUCUACUCUUCUGCUGGAUUGGCGAGAACUUCAUUCAAUCAAAACUCCCAUCCAUAAUCGACCUCACCUCCAGCCUCCAACCCUACCCCCAAUACAUCUACAACCUCCUCCGCCUCCUCUUCCUAGCCAACAUCCUCAUCGCCAUCCUCCCCCUCCUCCGCCCCAAAGACACCCUCGCCGACAUCCCCCUCACCCCAGCGCAACGCUCCCUCCUCGGCCUCCCCGCCUCCUCCACCCCCCCAACCCCCGGCUCAACCUACAUCACUCCCCCCCGCUACGCGCGCUCCCCCGCGCCCCGCAACUCCGGCUCGAACACCAGCUCCCCGAUCUCCGGCAGCCCGUUGAGCGGUCGCAAUAGUCCGAUAAACGGCACCGAGGGAGGGAGAGGGAGCCCGUUCAACCCGAAUGCGAGCCCGUUGCUUCAUAAGACGUUCAAUAAUCAGAGGAGGGAUAGCUAUGGGAGCCCGAGUCCGCUUGGGAGAGUUGGAGGGGCGGAGCCGGGGACGCCGAGUCCGAGUGGUGCGGGGAAGGCGAGCGUGGGGUUGAAUAGCAAGUGGUUGUAUGAGAAGGGACGGAGGACUAGCCAGGGCGGGUCUGGUGGGCGAUUGUUCAAUAAGUUGGAUUAGUGGGUGCGGUGCGGAUUAAUGGAAGCUUGAGUUUGAGACGCGGGCGGAGGAUGGGUGCACUGGCGUAUAUGAUUUUGCCAUUUUAGAGUUUUGGUGCAUGGCUUUGGUCGCCACGGCGGCCAGGAGUUUUUGUGUAGAAACACGAUCGAUGACACACGUUAAAAAACUACAUGCGUAUCCGUG